Naegleria fowleri is the source of this 1626-nucleotide messenger RNA. RefSeq lists its product as uncharacterized. The coding region runs from base 1 to 1626 and encodes 541 amino acids. The record is from RefSeq and is a predicted model, not a curated record. The transcript has 2 exons. NCBI's taxonomy places the organism in Eukaryota, Heterolobosea, Eutetramitea, Acrasida, Naegleriidae.
AUGGACCAAAUGAAUUUGGAGGAUGCUGCCAACAUGCAGGUCUCCGAAAAUACUCAUGAAGAAAACAACGACCAAGAAUACCACUUCGGAGAGUUUAUCAAUUCGUAUACAUUUCCUCAAUCUAUCUAUACGAUUAAAUUGAAUACAAUGAUGGACAUUUUGCUAGUAAAUAAUUUUCUCUAUCGAAUUCCGAGUAUGGAAAGGCUGUUAGUGAUAUCGGGAGGAGAAGAUAGAAUGACCCAUCAGUAUAACAAUUUGUUUAGCCCUUGUGGGGAAUAUUUUGUCAAGUUAAUGGAUGGUGAAAUGGCAUUGUUUCGCAUUGAUAACAAAUUGGAGGAAAUUCCAUUGAUGGGCAAUUACAAAAUCAAUGGAGAGGUCUAUGACAUGGAAUGGAUAAGUUUGGAUUACAAACAUAAGGAGCAUUUUAUUGAACCAUUACUGAUGAAAUAUGAUCCAAAUGCUACACCAAUAAUAGCAUCUACAGCUGAGAGUGCUAUGGCUGGAGUGAAUCAACAACAGCAAACAAUGUUGGAUCCCUCCCAAAUCAAAUUUGAAACAUGCAACAAUUUACUAGCGCUGUAUAUGAAAGAUGAAACUAAUGCCAUCAACAAUGUCGUCUUGUAUUUGAAUGGUAAACUACCCAUCUUAAAAUUAGAAAGUACUGAAAGAAUUACCAAAUUCAAAUUCGGAAAGGACCUUCUAUCACUAUUGGAUUCCUAUAACAAAUCUUUGCACGUUGUUCCUAUUUUGGAAAACCUAAAAGCAUGCUCAGAAGAUAUUUUCAAAGCAUGGAAUGACUUUUUUGCAAAUCCCACGUUUCAAAAAUUACAACUUGUGGACAUUUUCGAAUUAAUGGCCACUAGAUUGAACUACAUUAACAUGGAAAUAUUUUCUAGCGUUCAGGAUAAUUAUUACUCGAAAUUAUACCACACACUAUUGCAUCUCAUAGAGAAAAUUGACUCUAUUUUUUUGUUAAUGAUUUCAUACAUCGAGUAUUUGGUUUCUAAUAUUGAGGACAUACCCUUAGAUUCAUAUUAUUUGAUGCUGAUUGAAAUUCAUCAAUCUUGGAAAACCGAAAUUUGUGAGAAUACCAAGUCGAUAAUCUCAUUAUUAGCAGACAUUCAAGCACAGAAAUCUAAUAUUUUCCCUAAUAUCGAAAGCAAUUUUUUCUUUUUCAAGUUCGAUAAUUUAAUUCAACUUGUGCAGUCUCUUUUUGAAACCAUGAUGACAUCUCACUAUUUUUCUGUGACAACUCUAGACAAGUCUCAAUCUCAAAAAUGUCUUAAAACGAACCACAAAUAUUGCAAAAAUAGUUCAGAAUAUUACUAUUAUGUAAGCGACAACACUCUCUACAUAUUUCAGGAAGGAGAUGAUGAUAGACAACCUUUCCAAAUCAUAUGUGGACUGGUAGAUGACGACAUUACAGAAUUGUAUUUAUACAAGGAAAAAAGAUUUAUUGCCUAUUCUCCUCACACGGUGUUGUACCUAGCCGACAACAAUAUCAUCAAAUACGCUCAAUUCGAAGACAGUAUUUCAAUGUUCGCCAUAUCGACACAAAGAAAUUUAUUUGCCGUUUGUUUGUCAUCCAAUGAUAGAAUGUUUUCAGUGUAUGAAAUUACUGAUUAA